Passer domesticus (house sparrow) is the source of this 3924-nucleotide messenger RNA. RefSeq names its product serine/threonine-protein kinase PAK 3-like. Gene Ontology annotation, cellular component: cytoplasm. The record is from RefSeq and is a predicted model, not a curated record. Gene Ontology annotation, biological process: regulation of MAPK cascade; intracellular signal transduction; regulation of actin cytoskeleton organization. Gene Ontology annotation, molecular function: protein serine/threonine kinase activity; ATP binding. NCBI's taxonomy places the organism in Eukaryota, Metazoa, Chordata, Aves, Passeriformes, Passeridae. The coding region runs from base 711 to 2855 and encodes 714 amino acids. The transcript is spliced from 19 exons.
UUCAUCCACAGGGUUUAAUCAAGUGUUGCUUGUUUUAGUCAGAAACGUUGUGGCCAAAGUACCGGGUGUGUGCUCUUGCCACCUGCUUUGCGUUACUUUUGGUUCCUUGGAGCUAUGGGUUAUGGACUGAAAGAGAGGACUGUGCUGCUUUGGGACAGAGGAGAACUUUCCAGGCUCUCUUUUGUGUUAGCUGUAGAGGAGGUCCGGUUGCUGUGCAUGAACUCACAGAGUGACCCAGAGCAGCUGCUCUUGUGAUGUCAGUGCAGGGCUGCCACGUCACAGCGUGGUCAGCAGGAGGUUGCCCUGGUGCACGCAAGGCCUCAGAGUCCAGAACAGCUCUUGGCGUUCUCGUUGCAGGAGGAUCCUGUAUUGAGGAGUUCUCAGGCAACAUUCUGUGCCCUGGAAAGGGAGUCUUUUUCUUUUGUGUGCCAUUGUACGAGUCUGCAGACUCGUAGAGGCAUCCUUUUGUUUCCCCUGCGGUUGUAGGGUCUGCAGACACGUCCAGGUGUCCUUUUAUUUUCCUUUUUGCUAGUACGGUCUGCAGACUUGUGCAGGUGUCUUUUGGUUUUCCCCUUCUGUUGGUAUAGUCCGCGGAUUGCUGCGGGUGUCUUUUUUCCCCUUUUCCUUGCACAGUCUAGGGACUUGUGCAAGUGGGUUUUUCUUCCAUUUUUGUUUUACUGCCCAACGAGUGAAGCAGCCCUGCUGAAAGGAUGGAGCAAGUCCGUAGAGCGGUCAGCAGGGCUUUUUCGUCAGUGUCAUCCCGCAAAAUUAUUACCGGUCUGAGGCGUCGGCUCAGAGGUGGAAGGAGUCAAGUCUACGGUUCGGCCCCACUAGGAGACCUUCUUGCCACUCAGGACUCCUCGGCCCAGGUGGGAAAGGCAGAGAGGCAGGAGAGCAGAGAUGGAGUGUGCAGUGCUCAGGAGUUCAGAUGGAAGGAGCUGUCUGCAUUUGAGAGCAAGCAGCACUCCUCACUAGAGAGGGUGUUGGAAGUGUCAGCAGAGACAGCAGAGGAACCGCAGCUUCAGAGAGACCUGGCGAAGGAAGAGGUUCCUCUGGCAGUGCCAAAGGUUUUCCGCCGGCAGCGGCCAGCCCACAGGGGUCUGGAGAAGCUGCUGCAGGAGUUCUCCCGCCAAGGGCACACCCUGUCCCAGGUGUGCAGAGAGAAGGCGGUGCUGGCACAGGAGAACGCUGCCCUGGAAGCACGACUGACAGCCAUGGAGCGGGACCUACGAGGUCUCUCCAAGCAGCUGGUAGAGGCCAGGUCAGAGAAGGAGAGCCUGCAAAGCAGCCUGCUGGAGGCUCAGCAGCACAUAUGGGAGCUGGAGCUCAUCAGGAGCCGUCUGGAAGGCCAGUUGCGCACAGCCACACGGGCCCAGGAGGUGAUCCUCGACAAUGUGAGGGGCCUUCGUGGUGAGCUGCAAGCUGUAAGAUCUCUCAGCCAGCAGCAAUGUGAAGAAAUGGCUCAACAGCUCCGCUGGGCACUACAGCAGUGCAGCAAGGCUCUCAGAUGCUGGCAGUCUGCUCAGGAAGAGGAAAAAAGGAAGCUGCAGCAAAAACUGAAGAGACGUCUGGAACGACAGCGCUUGGAGGCGCAGGCCAUGCUGGAGGAACGGGAAAGCUUCCUGGCAGAGCUCCAGGGUCAGAAGGCUGCUGCCUUAGACAAGGUGCGCCAGCUGCAAAGGGAGCUCAACCAAAGCCGGCAGCAGCUGGAGCAGCUGAGGCAGCAGCUGCAUGAGGAGCGGGUGAAUGGGCAGAAUAUCAAGGAGCAGAUGGAGGCAGAGCUGUGGGAAGCUUGGAGGAAGAUGAAGGCAGUGGAGGAAAGGCACAAAGAAGAAAUGGAAAGGAUGCACAAGAUGCAGCUGCAGUACAGUUCUCCACUGGCAGAACAAAAGCAGGUGGACGAGGGCUCUGCCAUGGGAGCCGCCGCUGCAGCAGCAUCCUGCGAAGAAGCCUCCUCUCCACAGUCUGAGAACCCGAGCACGAGCAGCUCGCCCCGCUGCAGCCAGGAGAGAGAGAAGCCGUGCCUGAAGCUGCUGAAGAGUGUGGUGAGCGUGGCAGAUCCAGCAAAGAAAUACACUGGAUGGAAACUGAUUGGCAGAGGGGGUUUUGGAACCGUUUAUAAGGCCUUGGAUGCUUCCACAGGAGAAGCGGUGGCUGUAAAGCAAAUUGAUCUCCAGCACCAGGGCUGCAAGAAAGUGUUGAAAGAAAUCCUGGUCAUGAGGGAAAAGAAGAACCCCAAUAUUGUCAGCUACCUAGAAAGCUACCUUGUCAGUGAGGCUGUCUGGCUGGUGCUGGAGUACAUGGAUGGAGGCUCUUUAGCAGAGGUGGUCAGCGUGAGAAGGAUGGCUGUAGGACACAUAGCAGCUGUCUGUCGGGAGUGCCUGAAGGGCCUGGCUUUCCUUCAUGCCAACCAGGUGAUCCACAGAGACGUCAAAAGCGACAACAUCCUUCUGGGCCGGGAUGGCUGCGUCAAGUUGGCUGAUUUUGGCCUCUGUGCUCUGCUCAGCCCUGAGCAGAGGAAACGGAGGUCGAUGGUCGGGACCACUUGCUGGAUGGCACCCGAGGUUGUGAGAAGAGAGCCUUACGGCCCCAAAGUGGACACCUGGUCCCUUGGCAUCGUGGGAAUAGAAAUGGCCAAAGGAGAUCCUCCUUAUGCUUGGGAAACCAGCGACAGGGCUAAAUACCUGAUAGGCAAGCAAGGGGUACCAGAUCUGCACAGGCUGAGGCUACCCCCUGGCUUGAGUGAAUUUCUGGCCUGCUGCCUGCAGAUGGAUGUGGACAGGCGAGGCUCUGCCAAGGAACUUCUGCAGCAUCCAUUUCUGAAGCUAGCGGAGCCUCUCUUCAGCCUCUUCUGAAAUCCUGAUUGCUGUCAUCCCUGCAGCAAAGUAGUGCAGGAAGCAGAGAUGACAAAGACCACUUCAGCACUCAGAGAAAGGAGCCUCCGAGAACAGACAGAAAUCCUGAGGAGAGAGGGCCCAGGAAACAGGCAGCCAUCAGAGUGGAAAAGGAAUGUGGCAUCUCCUUUCCUCCCAUCAGCUGAUCCUCCUUGUAAACUUCUGCUUAGGACAGCAUUUCUGGGUGGCACAAAGUCACUAUUAAUGUGCAGAUUUGAGGAAGGCAGUAGUGGCAUUGUGUUCCUGAAGAGAAUGGGAAGGCCAGAGCUUCGUCUCAGAAGGAGGGAGGUUGCACAGGAAGCCACCUGCAGAGAGCCAGGCUAGAGCUGUGGUAGCAGGCUGGCUCUCAGGCUGCUGAGGAGUUGCAUGGAGCUGCUGGGAACAUUCUGUGCAUUCUUUAUCUGAUUGCGCAGUUUAUGGUGUGUGUGCCUCAGCAUGAGCUGUGCCACGAGUUCCUCCUCACACUGGAGUCAGAGAGACAUUUUGGACUCCCUACAGAAGCCAUUGUUGUCCUUGGAGGCAGCCAGGGAGCACCUAGGGGCAUUCCUUUUGCUUUGAGGUCAGCUGGGAUUGGGUGCGCUUUGCCUGAGCCUCCCUGUGCAGUAGAGGCAAAAGCGGGGAUUGCUUCCUGAUCAGCAGAAGGCUGCAACCUAGCAAAUGACCCAGGGAACAUGUGUGUGCUCAUCUGGCUAAACUGAUCAGAACAGUUGGCUUCCUAGAUUCCCUUUAGACUCCUGACUUGUCAGCAGUCAUUGGAGGCAAAAUUCUUCAGAGAAAUUAAUUGGCUGUAGGGGUGGUUUCAUACUGGUGUUGUUUUCAUGACUGGUAUUGCUUCUACUAUUCCUUCUACAGACCACAUGGGCCCCCACCAUAUAAGUCUCCAAUCAAGGUGCUUUUCAAAGGAAAUCUAAGCCAAACUUGAACUGAAGCAAUCAAGGAAGUGGAGCAGAUGACCAGGAGCACUUCAGGAUUACUUUCUCCAACGCCAGCUCGAAGCCGGACUUAGAAUAAAAAUCCUACAAACCCUCAA